AUGUCAAAUGAGGAGAGAGUUAGGCGCCUUGCAUCGGAUAUUCUGAACUGUGGAAAGAAGAAGCUCUGGCUGGACAACAACGAGAUUGAGAGGCUCAACGGGGCAAGCACUAGGGAGCAGAUCAAGCAGCUGAUCAAGGACAACGUGAUUAUUAUGAAGCAGGACAAGCACACGAGCAGGGGGCGUUGCCGGAAGCGACUGGAAGCAAAGAAGAAGGGAAGGCACAUGGGUACUGGAAAGCGCUUUGGGACUGCAAAUGCAAGGAUGCCUCAAAAGAAGAUAUGGAUGAAGAAGAUCCGCGCAAUGAGGGCCAUGCUGAAGGAGAUGAGGGCUAAUGGAGAAAUUACCAAGGAAGACUUCCGGGUGUUCUACAAGCAGGCGAAGGGGCAUUUGUUCAAGCACAGAUUCCACAUGAAGGACUGCAUAAUCAAGAGGAAGGCUGAUGAGCAAAGGGCCAAGGAGCUUGCUGAACAGGCAAAGGCGCUCAACCUAUCCAACAGAGUGAUCUCAUCUUGA
This is a messenger RNA of Encephalitozoon cuniculi GB-M1, 516 nucleotides long. Its product is annotated as 60S ribosomal protein L19. The record is from RefSeq and is marked provisional. Gene Ontology annotation, biological process: translation. The coding region runs from base 1 to 516 and encodes 171 amino acids. The transcript is spliced from 2 exons. Gene Ontology annotation, cellular component: cytosolic large ribosomal subunit; ribosome. NCBI's taxonomy places the organism in Eukaryota, Fungi, Microsporidia, Unikaryonidae. Gene Ontology annotation, molecular function: structural constituent of ribosome; RNA binding.